Messenger RNA from Homo sapiens (human), 2512 nucleotides. RefSeq names its product zinc finger protein 573 (gene ZNF573). The coding region runs from base 499 to 2322 and encodes 607 amino acids. Lineage: Eukaryota; Metazoa; Chordata; Mammalia; Primates; Hominidae. Gene Ontology annotation, cellular component: nucleus; nucleoplasm. Gene Ontology annotation, biological process: regulation of DNA-templated transcription. The transcript has 8 exons. The record is from RefSeq and is marked validated.
AAUCUAUGGCUUCCCUUCCGUUUUCGCGUGGUUCUUUUGCAAGCUCUGGAUUCUCUGGAGUUUGAAUGUUUCCAGUAUUGGAACCCCACCAAGUAGGACUGAUCAGGUCUUACAAUUCUAAAACCAUGACCUGUAACUGGGGAAGACCUUUGAAGUUCUGUCCAACAAAGUAUAUGAAGUUUCAGGAAUUAGUGACAUUCAGGGAUGUGGCCAUAGACUUCUCUCGGCAGGAGUGGGAAUACCUGGACCCUAAUCAGAGGGACUUAUACAGGGAUGUGAUGUUGGAGAACUAUAGAAACCUGGUAUCACUGGGAGGACAUUCCAUUUCUAAACCAGUUGUGGUUGAUUUACUGGAGCGAGGAAAAGAGCCCUGGAUGAUUUUGAGGGAAGAAACACAGUUCACAGAGAUGGGGGUCUCACUGGGUUGCUCAGCUGGUCUCUAACUCCUGGGCUCAAGCAGUCCUCCUGCAUUGGCUUCCCAAAGUGCUGAAAAUACAGAUGGAGUCUUGCUCUGUCGCACAGGCUGGAGUGCAGUGGCCCGAUCUCAGCUCACUGCAACCUCCGCCUCCCAGGUUCAAGCAAUUCUCCUGCCACAGCCUCCAAGUAGCUGGGAUUACAGAUUUGGAUUUACAGUGUGAGAUAAUCAGCUACAUAGAAGUACCCACUUAUGAAACAGAUAUAUCCUCUACACAACUUCAGAGCAUAUAUAAGAGAGAGAAACUCUAUGAAUGUAAGAAAUGUCAGAAGAAAUUUAGUAGUGGUUAUCAACUUAUUCUACAUCACAGGUUUCAUGUCAUUGAGAGACCCUAUGAAUGCAAAGAGUGUGGGAAGAACUUUCGUAGUGGCUAUCAACUUACUCUACAUCAAAGAUUUCAUACUGGUGAGAAACCCUAUGAAUGUACAGAAUGUGGGAAGAACUUUAGAAGUGGUUAUCAGCUGACUGUGCAUCAGAGAUUUCAUACUGGUGAGAAAACCUAUGAAUGUAGGCAGUGUGGGAAGGCCUUUAUAUAUGCCUCACACAUUGUUCAACAUGAGAGAAUUCACACUGGUGGGAAGCCGUAUGAAUGUCAGGAGUGUGGGAGGGCCUUUAGUCAAGGUGGACAUCUUAGAAUUCAUCAGAGAGUUCAUACUGGCGAAAAACCAUAUAAAUGUAAGGAAUGUGGGAAGACUUUUAGUAGGCGCUCAAAUCUUGUUGAACAUGGGCAGUUUCAUACUGAUGAGAAGCCAUACAUAUGUGAGAAAUGUGGAAAGGCCUUUAGAAGAGGUCACCAGCUUACUGUACAUCAGAGAGUUCACACUGGUAAAAAGCCAUAUGAGUGUAAAGAAUGUGGGAAGGGCUAUACCACUGCCUCAUACUUUCUUCUACAUCAGAGAAUUCAUAAAGGUGGAAAACCCUAUGAAUGUAAGGAGUGUAAGAAAACCUUUACUUUGUAUAGAAAUCUUACUCGGCAUCAGAAUAUUCAUACUGGUGAGAAACUUUUUGAAUGCAAGCAAUGUGGGAAGACCUAUACUACUGGUUCAAAACUCUUUCAACAUCAGAAAACUCAUACUGGCGAGAAACCCUAUGAAUGCAAGGAAUGCGGAAAGGCCUUUAGCUUGUAUGGCUACCUUAAACAACAUCAGAAAAUUCAUACUGGCAUGAAACACUUUGAAUGUAAGGAGUGUAAAAAAACCUUUACUUUGUAUAGAAAUCUUACUCGACAUCAGAAUAUUCACACUGGUAAGAAACUUUUUGAAUGUCAGGAAUGUGGGAAGGCCUAUAGUACUGGCUCAAACCUUAUUCAACAUCGGAAAACUCAUACUGGUGAGAAACCCUAUAAAUGUAAGGAAUGUGGCAAGACCUUUAGCUUGCAUGGAUAUCUUAAUCAACAUCAGAAAAUUCAUACUGGUAUGAAACCCUAUGAAUGUAAGGUAUGUAGAAAAACCUUUACUUUCUAUAGAAAUCUUACUCUACAUCAAAGUAUUCAUACUGAUGAGAAACCUUUUGAAUGUAAGGAAUGUGGGAAGACCUUUAGACGUAGUUCACACCUUACUGCACAUCAGAGCAUUCAUGCUGAUAAAAAACCCUAUGAAUGUAAAGAAUGUGGAAAGGCCUUUAAAAUGUAUGGCUACCUUACCCAACAUCAGAAAAUUCAUACUGGUGGAAAACCUUAUGAAUGUAAAGAAUGUGGGAAGGCCUUCAGUCGUGCUUCAAACCUUGUUCAACAUGAGAGAAUUCAUACUGGUGAGAAACCCUAUGUGUGUAAGCAGUGUGGGAAAACCUUCAGAUAUGGUUCAGCCCUUAAAGCCCAUCAGAGAAUUCAUAGGAGCAUAAAAGUGUAAGACCGUAAAGAGUACGAGCGCGCCAUUCAUCAUCAGACAGCCCACACUGGUGAGAAAUGAUGGAAUGUUAGUCUUAUAGGUAUGGCUUUAGCAAUUGAGAGAGUUCAAAAUGCAGAUCUUGCCACAUUAGAAAGCAUUCAAUGUCAGUCCUGUUUUAAUGGAAUAUCUGACUAUUCAAUGGUAAAUUAAG